Chrysochloris asiatica (Cape golden mole) is the source of this 279-nucleotide messenger RNA. It is a transcript of the gene DEFB112, whose product is annotated as defensin, beta 112. NCBI's taxonomy places the organism in Eukaryota, Metazoa, Chordata, Mammalia, Afrosoricida, Chrysochloridae. The transcript is spliced from 3 exons. The annotation marks the transcript as partial. The record is from RefSeq and is a predicted model, not a curated record.
ACAACUAUGUGUGUAUGGGAAUUUGAAAAACUGUUCUCAAAGACACAUAAUUCUUCCACUGUAUUUGAAGAGAACAAAUAUGAGAUACAGAGAAAAAACACAUUAUUUAAAGAAGAAUGUUUCCUGGAGAUGAAUGAGGAUGCAAGAAGAGUUGAGCAUUGUGAUGGAAAUCAAAAAAGAAUUGCAAACUGUGAAAGAAAUACAGUUAAUUGCUGCUUGAAAAGAUGUAAACCUGUAGAGACAGAAGUAAUAAUUCCACAAAGAGAAGACCCAUCUUAA